Messenger RNA from Scedosporium apiospermum, 1032 nucleotides. RefSeq lists its product as uncharacterized. Lineage: Eukaryota; Fungi; Ascomycota; Sordariomycetes; Microascales; Microascaceae. The coding region runs from base 1 to 1032 and encodes 343 amino acids. Gene Ontology annotation, cellular component: U4/U6 x U5 tri-snRNP complex; U2-type post-spliceosomal complex; U5 snRNP. The record is from RefSeq and is a predicted model, not a curated record. Gene Ontology annotation, biological process: RNA splicing; generation of catalytic spliceosome for second transesterification step. The transcript has 2 exons.
AUGGACUUCGACUCCCUCCUCUCCAAAGAAAUCUCCAAGAACAAACCCGACCAAUCCCGCAAAUUCGUCCGCCGCGCCGACCUCGAAGCAUCCCGCCGCGCAGCCUACGAAGCCUCCCAGCGCGCCCUCGAAGAAAAGCGCGAAGCCCGCGCCGCCGAAAAGCGGAAGGCCGAAGAGGACGAGGCGGCCGAGAAUCGCGCGCGAGAGGAGAAGCGGCGACGGUUAGCCGAGGAAUCUAGGAAACGACGCGAAGAGGAGGAGAGGGAAGAGGAGAGGAAGAGGAGGAAGAGGCUUGGUUUACCAGAGCUGGUGGAGGAGAAGAAGGGAGAGGAUGAAGAGGUCGGGGAGGACGAGGAGGAUAUCUCCGAGGAGGAGCUGGUGGAAAAGCUGAGAGACAUUGGUGCGCCGGCCGUUUUGUUUGGGGAGAGCCAUUUGGAGAGGUUGAGGAGGUAUAGGAGGCUUACGACUGUGGUUACGGCGGGACCGAUCCCGACGACGUUGAGGCUUGUGGAGGAGAAGGAUAUGAAAGUGCAUGGGACGGUGCCGAAGGAUAAGGAGGGGAGGAAGUAUUUGUUUAGGCAGCUGGCGUCGUAUUUUACGCUUGUGCUCUCAGAGUAUGAGAAGGCGAUGGAGAAGGAGAGGAGGGAUACGUUGACGAGCAAGACGGCGUACAAUGCCAUGGUGCAGACGCGGGAGAACAUGAAGCCGCUCUUCAAAAAGUUCGAAAAAGGCGAACUCGAAGACUCCAUCCUCGAACCCGUCGUCGAAAUCGUCAAGGCGGCGCAGGAACGGCGCUACGUCGACGCCAACGACGGCUACCUCCGGCUCAGCAUCGGCAAGGCGGCGUGGCCCAUCGGCGUGACCAUGGUAGGUAUCCACGAGCGAAGCGCGCGCGAGAAGUUGCACACGGGUGAGAGGGGCCAUGUCAUGGGCGACGAGGUGACGCGCAAGUUUCUGCAGAGCAUCAAGAGGUGUCUUACGUUUGCGCAGGUGAGGUGGCCGCCGGAGGAUAUUACGCAGCUCAUGGGAUAG